This is a messenger RNA of Candidula unifasciata, 1027 nucleotides long. The record is from the annotation of a GenBank genome assembly. Lineage: Eukaryota; Metazoa; Mollusca; Gastropoda; Stylommatophora; Geomitridae.
UGACAGUGGCAGCUCCCAGGUGUUUACGGGCCAGAACCAGACAUUUCUGAGACCUGACACACCAAACAAUGCCAGCGGUUCAGGCAUGUCUUCCAGUUUUCGACGUGGAGUCUCACCAUCUAUCGACCUGAAGCCCACAGACGUCAACACUAUAGUCAGUGAUAUGUUGAUAGACAAGAAACUCAUCACAGUCGGAGAUUUACUACUGGAAGGAACAUUUGGCCGUAUUUAUAUGGGAACACUAGCUGGAGACAAUCAGAAUGAGGCCAACAAAGAGCAGGAUGUUUUUGUCAAAACUGUUACAAGUCAAGCCACAGCUGACCAGGUGCAGGUGUUUCUAACCGAGUCUGUGCAACUGAAGGGCCUGGUCCAUCCUAACCUUCACAGUCUUCUUGGGGUAUGCCUAGAGACUCCUGAACAACCUCUGGUUGUCUACCCUUGCCUGCAGGAGGGCAACAUGAAAAAAUUUCUGCUCAAAUGUCGCAUGUCUGAAUGUGGAUCUAGAUAUACAUUAAAUACUCAACAACUUGUAUACAUGGCCAUCCAGAUCAUCAGGGGAACUCAGUAUUUACACAGGAAAAAACUCAUUCACAAGGACAUAGCCACCAGAAAUUGUGUAGUUGGGGCAGAGCUGGUAGUCAAAGUCACUGACAACUCCCUGGCCAGAGACCUGUUUCCAGCAGACUAUAAUUGUUUGGGUGAUAAUGAGAACAGACCUGUUAAAUGGAUGGCCAUCGAAGCCAUCAUGCACAAGAGGUUCUCACCUGCCAGUGAUGUGUGGGCAUAUGGUGUCACUCUGUGGGAAAUGAUGACACUGGGACAGCAGCCAUACGCUGAAGUUGAUCCAUUUGAGAUGGCCACAUACUUACAGGAAGGCUACAGGAUAGCAAAACCACACAGCUGUCCUGAUGAACUGUUCUCCCUGAUGGCCUGCUGUUGGGCCUUGACCCCAGAUGAGAGGCCCAAGUUUUCACAGCUCCUGACCUACCUGCAGAACUUCUACAUGGCCCUGGGUAGAUACAUCUAA